Trichoderma virens Gv29-8 is the source of this 1104-nucleotide messenger RNA. RefSeq lists its product as uncharacterized. Bases 1 to 1104 code for a protein of 367 amino acids. Lineage: Eukaryota; Fungi; Ascomycota; Sordariomycetes; Hypocreales; Hypocreaceae. The transcript is spliced from 2 exons. The record is from RefSeq and is a predicted model, not a curated record. Gene Ontology annotation, biological process: protein phosphorylation. Gene Ontology annotation, molecular function: ATP binding; protein kinase activity.
AUGGAUGAGGAACUUGAGUCGGAGGAUCCGGCAUUCGAACAGCUCUACAAACACAUCGACAACCUCGCGCCUAACGUUUAUGCAAUUCACAUCUCUCCCGACGGCAGCUUAAUUUCAACAUCCACAGACCCAAAGGAUGAUGAGACGCGGUGUGUUUACUAUCCACCACUCAGCACGAUUCAACGCCCAGAGCAUGUUAAGAUUCUCUUACGAUCAAAACUGGAAGAGCUCGGCAGGCUGGGUUCAAAUGUUGACCUUGUCGCUUGUCCUCAGUCCUCUGAUCCUUCUAAGAGGCUUAUUUUCAAAUACUACUUUCUCUUUCAGCAUUUGUCUUUUGCAUGGCAUGAGAUGAAUUUAUGGAUACGUCUGCCCAAACACCCAAAUAUCGUUCCUUUUGACAGCAUAGUCAUCGAUGAGCUCGAAGGACGAUUCGUCGGUUUUACGACCAUUUACAUCCCAGGUGGCACACUGGAAGAGAACAAAGCCCGCCCAUUCAAGUUAAAAUGGCUUCACCAGCUUAUCAAUGUCAUUGACGAGCUAAAUCUUAACCUGGGAAUUGCUCAUCAGGAUAUCGCGCCGCGGAACCUCCUUAUAGACGAAGCGACUGAUUCUCUGAUGCUUUUUGACUUUAAUUUUUCAGCGCGUAUUGGAAUGCCUGGUUACUCGGAGGCUCGGAAUGACAUUAAGGGAACUUUAUUCACAAUGUACGAGAUAAUCACUCGCAACGAUGAUCUGAGAGCUAUUAGACAUGAAGAUCAAGACGUCUCGGUCAUUGAGCGCGAAGAUUGGGCGAAACAUCCAGAUGUUCUACUAGACCACCCAGUCUCGGAAUUCCGCCGGGUACUCAAGGAAUGGUGCGAGAAGCGGCGAGCUGGGAAACAAAUCACCACCUACAAGGAUGCCACCAAUUUCCUGGACUGGCCACCCGUUCCCGAUCCACCACUUUCUGAAAUCGAAACACACUAUGUAAGAAAGACUGUAAAAGAAGCCAAAAUGUUGUAUGAUUGGAAAAGAACCGAAUUAAAGGAACAAGGCAAGACAAUCUUGAACUGGCAGCGCCCUCCUCAAAGGUCAAAUCUAGGAGAUCCGACUGGGAUUGAGUGA